Molecule: messenger RNA, 1361 nt
Organism: Salvia splendens (bonfire salvia)
Lineage: Eukaryota; Viridiplantae; Streptophyta; Magnoliopsida; Lamiales; Lamiaceae
Exons: 4
Coding region: 101-1150 (349 amino acids)
Molecular function (GO): protein binding
Source: RefSeq, a predicted model, not a curated record
CCUCUCAGUCUUCAGACUAGCCUCCAUUCUUUGUUGAGGAGCAUUAAGAAUCCCUAUCUUUCCCAACAACUGAAACACACACACACACACAGUGAAAAUCAUGAUGCUGAGAAGCUCUUCAACGCCAGUUCUUGGAUCUCUUCUGCAAUCAUUCUCGGAUUCCUCCAACAACAGCAGCAACAGCCAACACCAAUCUGAGCUACACAAGCAAGCCAAAAUCUCAUGUCAAUGUAGCAGCAACGGAGGAGGAUCUCAGGAUUUCAAAAAAUCCCUAAUUCAUAAAUCGCCUUCAUCAUCCGAUAUCAAAGUCGGCAGCGGCGGCGGAUUCCGACGCGCUCAAUCCGAUGGAAAUCUGGAACGAUUGGGCGGUGAUGCCUCUUCGUACAGUUUCGAUGAUUUCAAUCCGCCGAAGAGAUCGACGCGGAGGACUUCAUUGGAGGCGAUUCCUUCGUUCUCAGCCAACAAUCUGUGGACUUCUUUCGAAGACGACGAAGACGAUUACGAAGGGAUUGAUGCUGAUGGGGAAAUUGGUGGUGGACUCGAUUACAAUCCAGUGAGAGCUGAACAGAUGGUAUUUGAAAAGGUGUCGAGGAAUGCGAUUGCUUAUGGUAGUGAGGGUUUGGGAUCGCAGAGUGAGGGGAAGAUGUACCUUGCGUCAGGGAUCGGAGUGUCGGGUGUUGAUUUCGCUGGCCGUGGAGGCGGCGGUGGUGGCAGAGGAAGCUACAAGCCGGAGGAUUUUGAUAAGGAGGGCGGCGGCGUGGAGGAGCAUUACAAGAGAAUGUUGGAACAAAAUCCGGGCGAUCCAUUGUUUCUCCGAAACUAUGCAGAGUUCUUGUAUAAGAUAAAGGGAGAUGUAGGGGCCGCUGAAGAGUAUUAUGCAAGGGCGAUAUUAGCAGAUCAAGAAGAUGGAGAAACUCUGUCACAAUAUGCUAAAAUAAUAUGGGAGGUGCAUCAUGAUAGAGACAGAGCUGCAAACUAUUUCCAAAGAGCACUUGAAGCCUCAUCACAGAACAGCCAUAUACAUGCGGCCUACGCGAAUUUCCUCUGGGAUGCGGGGGAUGAGGAUGAGGAUGAGGACGAGGUUGAAGAAAACAUGGCUGGCAGUCAGCCAUUCUUGCACCAAGGAGUCAUGGCUUCUGCAACAGCAUAGAUUAGCAGUCAAUUGAUGCAAAGUUGCAAACACAUCAGAAGUAGAGGCUGAUCAGAAUUGAAUGUCCCAAAUUGUAAUGAGAAUAGGUCUUGUGUGUUGUUAGUUACUUGGGGAAACUUGCUAAGUAGAUAAUAUAUGCUCCAGUCCACACAAUUGGAAGAUAAGUAUGUAAAUUUGGCAAUUGGCUUAAUUGAAGGGAAAUUUGUGGUUA